This is a messenger RNA of Thunnus maccoyii (southern bluefin tuna), 1386 nucleotides long. RefSeq names its product methionine sulfoxide reductase B2 (gene msrb2). NCBI's taxonomy places the organism in Eukaryota, Metazoa, Chordata, Actinopteri, Scombriformes, Scombridae. Gene Ontology annotation, molecular function: peptide-methionine (R)-S-oxide reductase activity. The transcript is spliced from 5 exons. Gene Ontology annotation, cellular component: cytoplasm. Bases 121 to 690 code for a protein of 189 amino acids. Gene Ontology annotation, biological process: protein repair; response to oxidative stress. The record is from RefSeq and is a predicted model, not a curated record.
AACUGCCUGGAUCAGCCGAGGGAGGACCAGCGCGAACUCGUUGCAGCGAGUGAGCGCACUUGGCUUCCAUUGAAAGCUGCACUUGACUUUAGACAGCAGAUACACACUGCAGCAGCAAACAUGUCUCGCUUCGCCGCUCGUCUCUUCUUAGUUGUUUCUCAGCACGCUACAGCCAGAUCCGCGGUGUUACCGAGGAGGAUCCCAGCAUUCAUCCGUCCUGUAUCCACCAGUCAAGGCCUGCAAUCUCUCACCCGUUAUAAUCAGACUACAAACUGGCAAAAGAAACUCUCCCCAGAGCAGUAUGUAGUCACCAGAGAGAAGGGGACUGAGGAGCCCUUUAGUGGGAUCUACCUGAACCACUACGAAAUGGGAAUGUACCACUGUGUCUGUUGUGACACUCCGCUUUUCAGUUCAGAGGCUAAGUAUGACUCAGGGACAGGCUGGCCAGCUUUCAAAGAGGCUCAUGGGACAUGGGAGCGGGACGAAAGCCACACCUCCAUCAUUCGUCGCCCUGACAACAGCCUUGGGAGUGCUGGGACAGAGGUCCUUUGUAAAAAUUGUGAUUCCCACCUGGGUCAUGUGUUUGAUGAUGGACCAGACCCAACAGGUCAGCGGUUCUGUAUCAACAGCGUUGCCCUCACGUUUAAACCCAGAGAAGACAACAAUUCUGAAAAGUCUGAAGAAAACUAAUGACCUAUCUGGGCUUGCUUAGACCACUAAAAGCACAGUCAUGUUUCAUUUCAUGCCAGUCCGUUUAGGAGGCAAAUUGAAGGUCCACUUGAAUGUCAGGAGCAUUGAUAUAAUUUCUUUGAUCUAUACAAGUUUGAAAUAGAGAGGCUUUGUUUGGCAGAAAGUAUUUUAAUGUUUGGUAGAAAUGGACAUCCUGGGGUUUAUUAGACUGCAAGUAAGUCAAGCCUCUUGUUGAGAAACUAUAUGCUCACUAGAGAGAAGUCUACAAAUCUGCCAAAUAUACAGAACAUAAUUUACAUAAACCCAAACUGUAGAGCCAAUAUACCAUCAGCUCCUUCAGUCAACACAACAGAUUUUUUUAUAAUAAUUUUCUCAUUUUUAUUGAGUAGGAAUAAUGAAUGUCAACUGAAUAAUAACAUCAAACCCAUUGAAGUGACAGAAAUGAAUGGUCUUUUAACAGUGCUAUGAUGUUUGGUUUGUCUUCACAUGUGUAUUUGACUAGAUUCUUACACUGGCCUCAAUUGAUAAGAUGUUUUUGUAGAACCACAAACUGCAAAACACAGGAAGCUCUGUUAUGGCACUCCUGCUUCUUGUGUUUUUUUUAGUGCCAAAUGCAUAUAUUCAAAUGUCUCUGUUUGUAAUCCUGCAAAUUUGUCUGAUAAUUUGUCAAUAAAUGCAUAUUUUGUUUGUUCUCUA